AUGGCCGCUAGAGCGUCUGUUGGAAGCCGGCCCGGUGCCAGAUUCGCCCAGUUCAAGCUGGUGCUGCUAGGAGAAUCCGCUGUUGGAAAGAGUUCCCUUGUCUUGCGCUUUGUGAAGGAUCAAUUCGACGACUACCGCGAAUCUACUAUCGGGGCCGCAUUCUUGACCCAGACUAUCUCCCUCGACGAAAAUACUACUGUGAAAUUCGAGAUAUGGGAUACUGCUGGCCAGGAAAGAUAUAAGUCCUUGGCUCCAAUGUAUUAUCGGAAUGCCAACUGUGCCGUUGUUGUCUAUGACAUAACUCAGGCUUCAUCUCUCGAUAAAGCAAAGUCAUGGGUAAAGGAGCUACAGCGACAAGCUAACGAAAACAUCAUCAUUGCCUUAGCUGGAAACAAACUAGACCUGGUAACAGACAGUCCCGACAAGAGAGCAGUUCAGACGGUCGAUGCGGAGGCGUACGCGCACGAAGCAGGCUUACUGUUUUUUGAAACAUCUGCCAAAACAUCAACGAACGUCAGGGAGCUAUUUACUGCAAUCGCUAAGAAGCUGCCGCUAGAUCAAGCUGGUCCACGGAAUCUUCGAUCUAAUCCUCGCCCAGGGGUUGACUUGCGGCCUGAAGCUGCUACCGCUCAAGCGGGAGGAUGCAAUUGCUGA
Messenger RNA from Ophidiomyces ophidiicola, 654 nucleotides. RefSeq names its product GTP-binding protein of the rab/ypt (gene YPT52). The transcript is spliced from 5 exons. The coding region runs from base 1 to 654 and encodes 217 amino acids. Gene Ontology annotation, molecular function: GTP binding; GTPase activity. Lineage: Eukaryota; Fungi; Ascomycota; Eurotiomycetes; Onygenales; Onygenaceae. The record is from RefSeq and is a predicted model, not a curated record.